Chroicocephalus ridibundus (black-headed gull) is the source of this 744-nucleotide messenger RNA. RefSeq names its product olfactory receptor 10A4-like. The coding region runs from base 1 to 744 and encodes 247 amino acids. Gene Ontology annotation, molecular function: G protein-coupled receptor activity; olfactory receptor activity. The record is from RefSeq and is a predicted model, not a curated record. The transcript has a single exon. Gene Ontology annotation, cellular component: plasma membrane. Gene Ontology annotation, biological process: detection of chemical stimulus involved in sensory perception of smell; G protein-coupled receptor signaling pathway. Lineage: Eukaryota; Metazoa; Chordata; Aves; Charadriiformes; Laridae.
AUGUACCUCAGUGCUUUGGUGGGAAACAUCCUCAUCAUUGUGAUCACUAGGGUAGAUGCUGCCCUUCACUCCCCCAUGUAUUUUUUCCUCAAGAACUUGUCCUUCCUAGAGAUUGGCUACACUACAUCCACAAUCCCCCAGAUGCUUGUGAACUUCCUCACAAAAAGGAAGGGCAUAUCCUUUCUGGGCUGUGCCACGCAGAUGUAUGCCUUCUCCCUCUUAGGGAUCACAGAAUGUUGUCUGCUGGCUGCCAUGGCCUAUGAUCGCUACAUGGCCAUAUGCCAUCCCCUGCGCUACACAACCGUGAUGAGCUGGAACAUGUGCUUCCUGCUCUCAGCUGUAUCUUGGCUUACUGGGGUCUUGCUGGCCUUAGGGCAGACAACUUUCAUCUUUACCCUUCCAUAUUGUGGGCCCAACAGGAUCAAUCACUUCUUCUGUGACCUGCUGCCUCUGCUGAAGUUGGCUUGCGUGGACACCUUCAAGAAUGAAAUUGCCAUCUACAUAAUAGCUGUCCUCUUCAUCACGGUCCCCUUCUUACUCAUAGUUACAUCAUACGUCCAGAUACUCCACACCAUCUUCAAGAUGCCAUCAGCUGGGGGCAAGAGAAAAACGUUCUCUACCUGCUGUUCUCAUCUGGUCGUAGUUACUCUGUUUUAUGGAUCUGGUAUUGCGACCUACCUGAGACCCAAAGUUUUUUAUUCAAGCAGCAGUAACAAAAACUGCCUUCUCUCUCUUACACACUGA